UCCACCUUUGUGAUAAGCAAACGCACAUCAUUUUGUUGCAUGGUGUAACAUUAUAAACAACCCAUCUUUGCAGGGCACAGGAAGAAGGGUUGCCAAGAGCAUGGUGUUCACAAACAAGCCUUCCGUGGAUUUCGGUUUCAUCCUCUCUGGGCACUCAAGCUGCCAAGUUUGCAUCUGAGCUGACUCAGAAAUCACAGUCAGUUGCAUUAGUUCUAUAAUGACAUCCACUGGACCUGUGCUUGAUGAUCACUGAAUCUGAAAAUGCAAUUUUACAAUGGCCUUUAAAAUCAAUCCAAAUAAUCAUUAAAGUCAGCAGGCAGGUAACAGAUGGCGUCAGAAUGCUUUAUUUAGUUUCUGAAUGAGUAAAAAUAAGCUGAGGCAGCAGUUCUGACUGUAAGAAGGGGCUUCAAAACACAGAAGGCAGACGGGGCCCCAAGGACGACUUAGUGUAAAACUCCCUCCGAAAGCGAGUCAGUUAGGACACCACUUAUUUUGGGUACAGACACCGAUUCAUCAGCUGGACGGAAUUCAUGAGCGUCGUCUGCAAAGCCACGUAACUUCCUGGUAGCAACUUCAAAUGCCCCAGGAGGGACAAGCAGGACCCAGAGAAAAAAGGAAACCACCAAAAUGUCACUGCUUCAGUGUGAAGCUGUUACCAGCUGUUGAGAUUCUUUAAUUAUCAGAAAAUAAAACUUUUCAGGCAAAUCUGGUAGGAGUUUUAUAGCCUGACUUAUUCUAAAAAUGAACUCACAGUGAUUCACAAGGAUAUAUUCAAAAUAACAAAGGAAAAAUACUGAAGGUACAAAGGGAAAAAUGUGUUACACCCCCAAAUGCCUGACAGAAUCCACGCUCUAGGCAACGGGAGUCUGCUCAGAACACACAGAGGAUUUGGUCUACGGACCUGUUGAACUCGCUGCUGAGAGCAUCGCACAGACUCUACAAAGGCCAACAAAGCACUGUGAUUUAUGGGCUGCACCACGGCCUUCUGAAAAGGAAUUCCGUCUGUCGAACACUAUGGGGUCAUCAAACUCUCUGAGGAGGAUGUGCUCCUAAAGAGUCUGUGGCUACAAAACUCCUUAAAACUGGCCAGUGUUCUAGGAGGAUGGGGACUGGGUUUUCGUGUUUAGGGUGGAGGUCCAGUGCUUGCAUGACAAGAGACCCUCAGAACCAGAAAAGAAAGCGCCUGAAGAUGUGCCCCGCAUAAGGCGCCAGCAUGGACGUUUGUCCUCAGGAGGUCUGGGCUGUCUCCCCUCCUUGAACAGCCGACCACCCUGUUCCUGAAUGUCUUCAGUGAGCGAGGGCUGCACUGUUCGAUAUAACGGACUGCAGUGACCAGUCUGUGGUCGGACGGUGCGCUGGCAGGAGGACGGUCCUGAGCAGGGGAGUGAAAGCUGCCGGGGGCAGGGUCUCUCCGCACUGAGAAUGUUCCCCUACUGUCUGCCAGACUGCAGCCUGUCUCAGGGAAGGUUACUCCCCUUUGGUGGAACAGCAGUUACUCCACUUUGGAGUGACUGUCUGAAGACAAUGUUCAACGUUCUUAUUAAAUUCUAAGUCGUCAAACUGUGUUCUGUAGGCUUACUUAGUUUCAUCAAGUUUAGUGACAGGCACACCCUGUGGGAAACCAAGUCCUUUGGUUACAAGGCCAGGACUUUCCUUAGAACCUCAAAACCCCCCACAGAACAGCACCCAGGGGUCUCAGAGAGGCUGGUGAGUAAGAAAGAGGAGAGAGGAACUGAAGAGGACAAGGCGUGGCGGGGGUGACCUCGGGGUUGAAGUGACAGGAGUGCUACCGUAGGCUGGGAAGGAAAGACUGCUUCCUCUCAGAGCCUGUCUGAGGAGGGGAGAGCAGAGAGAACAGACAGCUGGGGUGAGUGGGAGGCGCAGCCAGAUCGAACUGUGAUGACUGUGAACAUCAGAUACUGCUCAUACACUCUGAAACGUCCCUUCCACCUGUCCUCCCGCCGCCGGGGGGACUGGGAAGUGCAGACAACUGGCAGGGAAGGCUCUAGGCCACCCUUUGACUCCGCCUACCCCGCUCUGUAACUCUCCACGCCCCCACGCCCUGGCACUCCGUCCCUACCUCCCGGUCUGCCAUCCUCCCUGGCUCGGCUCCUUCAGUCCUCUCACCCCACGUCUACCCUGUGUCGGUUCUGAAAGGACCCCUUUAGGCACUGGGUGUCACCCAACAGCCUCCAGUCUCCAGAGAAAAGAAGCUUUCAGCAAAGAUAUGAGACAAAUUUAAGCCCUACCUACCCCUAAGCCCACGAAACACGGAAACUCCAACGUUCAGAGACCGUUAAGACAAAACACACAAAUAAUGGGGUAGAUGAUUCUUCUUACGGUGCAGAAGUGGCCACUUCCAGCUUCCCUGGAUUUAAAACUGUGGCCUCAUCUUCAUUUGCCUGAUUUCAUUCCUUUGAGAUACAGCUGGUAUUUGCAAAUACAGGAAAUGCCCAACAUUUGCCUAAAUAAGGUUUUAGGACCCUGCCCAAAUAGAGCUGCAGUGUAAACUGUGGCAGUAGACUUCUCAAGUUCGAAUUUUGGUGCCCAGUUGGCUAACAGUGUAACGCAACUCAAAUGUCCACUCAUGAUCAAAUACAGUUACACUUCAUGGGGGACCGGUGAAGCUCCCUGUAUAGAAAGGCCCUUCCAGGAAAGUGUCCUGCUCCGGGAGGAACCUGCUCUGCCAUCCUCGCCUCCAGACUCUUCUCAGAAUCACUCCGAAUAAUGGAGCCCAUGUUCUCUGAAGCCACAGGACAGCCCCUUGGUAACUAUGGUAACAGAUAUAAAAGUGCUUUUUACUUAUAAUUGAAUGCUUAUUUAAAAUUACAGCCACUUUUUCCCUUUCUCAAUGUUAAGUCUAUUAAAGGGUUUGAUUACAAAGAAGUGAGUACACAGGUAAUAGACGCACUUAAAAACUCCUGUUUGACGUUGCCAGCCCUUUCCCAAAGUCAGUCUAUCAGUACACCAAGAUGACUUGCUGAAAUUUCAAAUUAAGGUAUUUAUAAUGAAUUUAAAUAUUUGUCUCCCAAAUCCACUAUAAUGUCAAUGCUUUUGCAAGCUGAGAUUAUGUUUCUCAACACAGCAUCCUUGGAUGCAAGAGGCUCGAGGCAGCUGUUCCACUUUCCAGGCCAGAGUGUCCAGGACAAGACUGACAGGAGCGUAGAGCAGACGUCAGAUUCACAAGAGGCCCCAGGUAUCCUCACUACAGGCCAGGCACCGCCCAGCCCCGGAGAAAUAGUAACGAACAAGGCAGGCGGAAAUCCUGGCCCUCCUGAGGUCUCCACUCUUAGAGGUCUUCCACCAGUACAGGGCUCCGAGGUGGUAGGACUCUUGAUGUGCUUUGAAGUUUAGAAGCAGCAGUUGGUUGGCUGACUGGAUGCUGGGUAUGGAAUCGAGGAUGGUCUACACGCCAGGGUGUGCCAAACGGAAGGACGGGUUUGCCACCAACUGACACGGGGAGGCAGGGGGGACUCGGUGUGGGAAGGUCAGGGGCUUGGUUUGGUCCGUGAUGUCUGUCAGUGAUGUCUUGUCGGCAGGUGAAUACUCCGCUUGGGAGAGGCUGGGAAAGAGACAUGAACUUGGGGGGAGGGAGAUAAACUGGGGUGAGAUUCAUCCAGGGAAGUCUAUGGACAUAAAAGAUUUAAUUCCCUUUAAUUCUGUCCACUUUAGAAACAGACAAUGUCAAUGAACUGUAUUUCUCCACAUACCUUUAUUCUCCAGAUCCUUUUGUAUAUGAGAGAUUCUGCCUGAUUAGAGGUCUGUGGUUAAUAAAAGCUAUUUGCAUUUCAGAAUCUGUCAUUUAAAAACAGUUGAUAUUGAAUAAGUAUCAAGGCAGAAGAAUUAUCAAAAACAUUUUGAAAAUAGUAAUGAACAUUAAAGCAAGCUUAGCCAUUGAUUCUCGGCUGGCUGUGUUGUGCUGGGGUCAGAGAUGAGAUGCGUGUCCCUCCACCCGCCAUCUGUCAGCCUCAGUGCAGGCGAGUCUGCACCGACAAGCACGGCAAGGAGCCCCACUGGCCAGGGCACUAAAGGGUCCAGGGGACUUCUCCUGAUACAGCAGGAGCAGCUCCUGUCAGUGCCUGAACUUCAACUCCACCUCAUCCAGUGUUUAUACAGGGAACUGUUCACACACCUCCACGACAUAAAAGAUGUUCCUAUAACAACAUUGGAAUGAAUACUAUGGCUGAAGAGCAAAUCCACAGCGAUCAGAUGUUUAACAUCUUGCUAAAUGCCUGACUUAGAUGAAAAGAAACCACCAAAAAACAGCAAUAAAGAAAAACCUAGAAAAACCCAUAUAAGUGGAACAUGCAUUUUAUUAUUCCUUUCUUUUAAAGAAAUGGCUAACAUCUAACAUGACUAUCAACAGUUUAAAAAUUUUUAAAAUCCAAUCAUAAAAUUAUCUCCCAUUCUAUACAGGGGAUAUGAAUUUGUAGUUUGUAGAACUGAAAUUACUGAGAAAGAAAAACUGAGAACCCGAAAUAGAUGCAGGUGUGAUGCGUCUGUGCUGUUACUCACGACCUAGGAUGUCAGGGCUGGAUAUCACUGUUGCAGCUAACGGUUCGUCACGUCAUUUUGAUGUACUUUCUUCAUGUUUCUCAAAGCGCUAAUAUUAAAUUACACUCCAGAAACCUUCCUCAGGGGAAGGCAUCACAGAAGGAAAUUCAGGACAGCCCCCCGCCAAAAUUCUGUGAGCUGGCUGGCGCCGUAUCAGUGAUACCCAGGAGCUGUGCAGGAAGCCUCAUGUGUGGGUGUCACCUCCCUCGUCACAUGUCCCGGGGGUUCACGUGAAGACAACUGACCAAGCGGACUGAGACAGUGACAGCUACAGACAAAAGGUUUGAUGUCCCUACUUGGGAACUGUUCUGAAUAACCGGUUUUACGGCUGACGGCGGCAUUUGGGUCAGGAAGGGAUUCUGGUCCCAACUAGAAAGGAUCUCACAUUCUCAGAGCAAAGGACAGUAGCUUCAUUGUUCCGUUCUGAGUACCUCGUACCUGAAGUGAAAGAAGUGGCACCGCAGCCUCUGUUACUUGGUCCUCCACUGCAUGGCAACAGCGACGAUUCUGACCAGCAGCCAUUGCAGUUGAGCACGAGGAUUUCCUGGGCAGACAAAGCCGACGGUGGUGAAGUCAUGGGCUUGGCGCGCAUCCAGCUCCUCGCUUUUGCCCUGGCCUUCUGCGGGGUCUCUGGAGUGCUGGUGGCCACCGUGCUGCCCAACUGGAAGGUGACUGUGGACACGGGCCCCAACAUCAUCACGGCCAUCGUCCAGCUGCAAGGGCUGUGGAUGGACUGCACGUGCUACAGCACCGGCAUGUUCAGCUGCACCCUCAAGUACUCCAUUCUGUCCCUCCCCACCUACGUGCAGGCCGCACGGGCCGCCAUGGUCCUGGCCUGUGUCCUGUCUGCUGUGGGAAUCUGCACUUCCACGGUGGGGAUGCAGUGCACUCGCUUAGGAGGGGACAGAGAGACCAAGAGUCACACUUGUUUUGCUGGGGGCGUCUGUCUCAUGUCUGCAGGGAUCUCCGGUUUAAUACCCACAGUGUGGUACACAAAGGAGAUCAUCACCACCUUUCUGGAUCUGACAGUUCCCGAAAGCAACAAACAUGAACCUGGAGGAGCUGUCUACGUCGGAUUCAUUUCGGCCAUGCUGCUGCUGACCUCUGGCACCAUUUUCUGCACUUCCUGCGUGAAAAGAGAUCCAGAGGCCUGGCUCUCCCCACCCAAGCAGCAGCGCACGCCCAGCACGAGGCCGGAGGGCGACUCAGCGUACAACCUGAAGGAUUAUGUGUAAAUCACUGUGUAAUGCACAUGGAAUUUUUAGAGGCCUGCUGGGACUUUUGUCUUUUAGAUUAAAAAAAUAUAUACCAGAAUUAUGCUUAACUUUCUCUACAAAGGUUUGAAAUGCUUGAAAAAAUAAAUUUAAAAAAAUGGCAAGGUCAUUUAAAAUGCCAACAAACUCUCAUGUACAGUUAUAUCUGUUGUAAGAUUAUUCUUCCAUCCCUAUUUUCAUGUUUUAUCUAAAGGUUUAUAAUUGAAAGAGGCUCUGAUCAUAUUACUAAGGCAAUUAAUUGAUGGCUUUUUCUUGCUUAAGAUAACCUGUCGGUACAUUUUCUGAAUUGGCACUUAAUUGGGUUUCAUAAAAUGCCGAGUGUGAGUAGCACCCUGCCCCGGUGUGACCUCAGGGUGUGACCCCAGGGGCCGCCUCUGUUUGCCACCUGAGUGGUGCCACCACAGGCACCUGCUUCUGUCCGCAGCCCCUCCGCAGCAUGGUGCCAGGGGCAGAAGAGCUGGCCGCCUGCUCCAGCAUUGCCCUAACCAGCCACCCAACUCCCCACCUGUGACCUCCCUGUCCCUUUUCUUAUUUUAGAAAAACACCCACAUCCAUUUGUGAGAGCUGACAAUACGACAUUCAAAGAUGAGGCAGAAUUGAAGGGCAGACUCUGGUAAGUGCCACCACAGCAAAGCAAAAGCAAACCAAACCACACUCAAGUCUCUAGGGAUUUUUGAGCAUUAGGCACAAGCCAAGAGCUGCCAGUAUGUUGGUGUGAAUAUGUGCAAACAGGUCCCCCUUCUGCUGCCAGCAACAGGAUUCUCUGGGUUAACUCAUUUAUCAGGACGAUUCAGAUUUUUCCCCAUCUCGUUUGAUCUCUCAUUCAGAGUUACUUUUAAGUUGUCAUUUUAUGUUCUGGUUUGAUCCACAUUAACAAAUACACUGUUGUUCUCUUAUAAAUGAACUGCUUCAGUGAGUUAACUGAUGUGAAAGUAAUUUUUAAAGUAUAACAAAUGCUUUG
Messenger RNA from Artibeus jamaicensis (Jamaican fruit-eating bat), 6789 nucleotides. RefSeq names its product claudin 20 (gene CLDN20). The transcript has 5 exons. Gene Ontology annotation, molecular function: structural molecule activity. Lineage: Eukaryota; Metazoa; Chordata; Mammalia; Chiroptera; Phyllostomidae. Gene Ontology annotation, biological process: cell adhesion; bicellular tight junction assembly. Gene Ontology annotation, cellular component: bicellular tight junction; plasma membrane. The record is from RefSeq and is a predicted model, not a curated record. Bases 5130 to 5789 code for a protein of 219 amino acids.